UACAGAAUACACCUACUUCUCUCUCUACUCCGUACAUCCUUUUAACAUAUCCACUAGCUCGAUUGAUUCUAUCCAAUCUUCUCCCUGCUCAACAUCAGAAUGCCCUCCCUCGUCGGCCGCGAAGUCGGUGCCACCGGCUAUGGCACAAUGAGACUAACCUGGACUCCCACCCCACCCCCUCAAUCCCAAAGCUUCGAGACCCUCGACACAGCGCUCACCCACGGCGCCAACUUCUGGAACGCCGGUGAACUCUACGGUACCCCCGGCUUCAACUCUCUGCAUCUCCUGCAUGCCUAUUUUUCGCAGUACCCCGAGAAGGCGGACCAGGUGGUGCUGGGUAUCAAGGGUGGGUUGAAACCGGGACAAUUGCUUCCUGAUGGAUCGGAGCAGAACAUCAGGCGCUCGGUGGAUGAGUGUCUGAGGGUGUUGGAUGGGAAGAAGAAAGUUGAUAUUUUUGAGUGUGCGAGGCAGGAUCCCAAUACGAGUGUUGAGCAGACGGUCACCAUUCUGGGGAAGUUGGUGGAGGAGGGGAAGAUUGGAGGCGUUGGGUUGACUGAAGUUGAUGCGGAAACUAUUCGACGGGCAGCCAAGGUGUGCCCCAUCGCGGCCGUCGAGGUCGAAUUCUCCCUCUGGGACACUUCUAUCCUCGAAAAUGACAUCGCCAAAACCUGCCACGAACUCAACAUCCCCAUCGCCGCCUACUCCCCUCUCGGCUGGGGCGCGCUCACCGGCGCCUUCACAAGCAAAGACUCCUUCCCUGAGGGUGACCACCGACGCAAUAUGCAAAAGUUUCAGGACGAGUAUAUGGUGCACAACCUCAAGCUGAUUGAGGAGGUCAAGAGCCUUGCUGAGCGGAAGAGUGUGGCGCCGGUUCAGAUUGCGCUGGCUUGGAUCCUCACGCUGAGUGAGAGGGAGGAUAUGCCGACGAUUAUCCCGAUUCCGGGCGGUUCUACGAAGGACAAGGUCACGCAGAACUUGAACGGGGUGCCGCGGCUUUCGGAGAGCGAGAUGGCGGAGAUUGAGGGGAUUUUGAAGGAGAAUGGCGUUGUUGGGAAGCGGUACUAAUAGGUAUGAUUGUAUUUGUCUGUAU
Messenger RNA from Aspergillus glaucus CBS 516.65, 1090 nucleotides. RefSeq names its product aldo/keto reductase family protein. Gene Ontology annotation, cellular component: cytoplasm. Lineage: Eukaryota; Fungi; Ascomycota; Eurotiomycetes; Eurotiales; Aspergillaceae. The transcript is spliced from 3 exons. The record is from RefSeq and is a predicted model, not a curated record. Bases 100 to 1065 code for a protein of 321 amino acids.